Molecule: messenger RNA, 1919 nt
Organism: Triticum dicoccoides
Lineage: Eukaryota; Viridiplantae; Streptophyta; Magnoliopsida; Poales; Poaceae
Product: aarF domain-containing protein kinase 1-like
Exons: 12
Coding region: 266-1699 (477 amino acids)
Biological process (GO): protein phosphorylation
Molecular function (GO): protein kinase activity; ATP binding
Source: RefSeq, a predicted model, not a curated record
UCACACAGACGCAGAGCCGGCGGAGGAGCGAGAGACGACCACCCGUCCCGCCGCCCCCAGACGCGAUCACAGCCGUCCGUCCGUCCCCGACCACGUGGGAGCGUUUUCUGUGGCCUGCAAAGGCCCACGCCUUUUCCCACUUUCCGCUUUCGCCCCAGCUCGCCGCUUGGAGCCACGAGUCGGAUGCUGCGGCGCGCGUCAUUAAGGCAGGGGGGCAUCUAGAUUCUAGACUACAUUCCUCCAUCCCCCACCUCCGGCGGCCGCAAUGCCGCUGCCGCUGGCGCAGGUGCAGGAGCUGCGGGACCGCCUCUCCGACCGCUUCCGCCCGUGGAGCCGCUCCGCGCAGUUCUGGGUCCGCGCCGUCGACAUCUACGGCAGCUACAAGGUGUGCCAGCUGCGCACGGGGUUCGUCAAGGAUGAGGAGGAGCGGGAGGCCAUGUGGGAGCAGCAGCACGAGAUCGGCGCCCAGAAGAUGUACUCCCUCUGCUCCGAGCUCGGCGGCCUCUUCCUCAAGGCUGCUCAAAUUCUGGGGAAGCCCGAUUUGGCGCCGACGGCCUGGGUGAAGAGGCUUGUUACAUUGUGCGAUAAGGCUCCGUCCACGCCGAUCGAAGUUGUCAGAGAUGUUGUGGAGAAACAGUUCUGCAAGAGCUUUGAUGAGAUAUUCGAUUUCUUUGAAGUUGAGCCUGUUGGGUCUGCUUCUAUUGCACAGGUGCAUCGAGCGAGGCUUAAAUCAUCCAAGACAGAUGUUGCUGUCAAGGUUCAACAUCCAGGAGCUGAACAAUUGAUGAUGGUUGAUAUCCGGAACAUGCAAGCAUUUGCCCUGUUCUUACAGAAAUAUGACAUCAACUUUGAUCUGUUCUCCGCCACAAAAGAGAUGGAAAAGCAGAUAUGCUAUGAGUUUGAUUUUGUGCGAGAAGCAAGAGCAAUGGAAAGAAUACGAGAAUUCUUACGUGUUAGCAAUAAGAAAUCUCCGGUUGUGGUGCCUCGUGUGAUUCCUGGAAUGAUUAGCAGAGAGGUCUUGGUCAUGGAAUUCAUACAAGGAACCCCAAUAAUGAAUCUCAGCAGUGAAAUGUCUAAAAGAGGAAUUGAUCCUGCUGGUAAGCUUGCAGCAAUGGCAAAGCAGAAGAUUCUAACGGAUCUUACACUUGCUUAUGGCCAAAUGAUCUUGAAGGAUGGCUUUUUCCAUGCAGAUCCACACCCAGGAAACAUCCUUAUCUGCAACAACACAGAGGUAGCUUUGCUUGACUAUGGACAAGUGAAAGAAAUGCCCGAGGAUUUACGUCUGGCUUAUGCAAAUCUUGUCAUUGCCAUGGCCGAUGAUGAUCUUUUGAGGACUAAAGAAAGUCUCAGUGAAUUUGGUUUCAAAACAUGGAGUAUAGCAGACAAUGAGCUAGAAGAACUGUUUCAGUUAUCUCUUAGAAUGUUUGAUACAAGAUUACCGCCUGGAGUAACCGUGCUCUCGCCCUUUGCUGACGAUUCUUCACUGAAUAAAGUUGGAGUAGAGAGCUUCCCAGAGGAAUUAUUUUCGGUCCUCCGAACGAUACAACUGUUGCGCGGGCUGACUGUAGGGAUGGGCCUCCGUUUUUCUUGUGCUCAGCAAUGGAAGCCAAUUGCCGAGGAAGCUUUGUUGAAGGCUGGGAGAAUAAAAGAUGUAAAAUCAAGAAGACCAAGAAGAAAUUUCCUUAGAAGGUUGUUUUAGGGAAGUAGAGAUGACGACAGCCCAAGAACCGAUAUGUAAAUCAUUUUGUAACGAACUGGCAGUAACCAAAAGGCAAUUUUUUUUCCUUUUUGUGAGGUUGUAGUGCUGGAGUAUUUGAUACUGAUUAUUUGUUAGUCUUUGAUCACAAAUUAUAUAUAAUAUGAUGAGAAACAUGUACUUAUAAAGAAGGAAAGAAAUAAGAGAAAUGUAUAAUUUAAUU